Messenger RNA from Symbiodinium pilosum, 165 nucleotides. The record is from the annotation of a GenBank genome assembly. Lineage: Eukaryota; Dinophyceae; Suessiales; Symbiodiniaceae.
GAUGCUGUGGACGAUGAAAUGGAGGACGAGGAGGUGUGCCAGUGUCCUGUGCAGAGGAUAUUUCCGCAUGACCUUGCGCCCUGGCAGGAAGAGGAGGAAGUUCCAGAGGUGGACCGUACCGUGACUGAGAAUCCGGACCUUCUGUGCAUCGAGGACCCGCAAUGU